Paramuricea clavata is the source of this 606-nucleotide messenger RNA. The record is from the annotation of a GenBank genome assembly. Lineage: Eukaryota; Metazoa; Cnidaria; Anthozoa; Malacalcyonacea; Plexauridae.
AUGAUUGUGUUUUUGAAAGCAUCUACCAACAAUAAAGCUGAGACAGUUCUUGGUUACUUUCAGAAUGCUGUACACCAGUACAAUUUGCCAUCAAGGCAAAUUGAAAGAUUGUGGCGAGAUGUGAAUCGUGUUAUUUGCAGCCGCUUUCUAAAUAUCUUCCUGUUCCUUGAACAGAGGAACCUGUUUGAUCCAUCAAACGAAUUGCACUUUUAUUGUCUUCAUCUUGUUUAUGUCAAGUUGAUAAACAAGGCUUUAGAGGAAUUUAUUGGACAGUGGAACAACCACCCAGUCUCAACAGAGUGCAACUUUACUCCUAACCAACUCUGGGUACAAGGUAUGCUAAACUUGAGAAAUUCUUGUUAUUCUGCAGUUUCAUCAGUUAUUGAGGGGGAAGUGCCUUUUGCAGACAUUGAAAUGUAUGGUGUUGAUGAAGAAGAACUUUUACCAAAUGAACAGGAAGAUUAUGCAGUAGUUGUUCCAGAUACUAGAGUUCCCUUAAGUGACAUUCAAGUGCAGCAGUUGUCUGAAGCAUGCAAUGAUAUUCAAGAAUCUGUCGAGGGUGGGAAUGGGAUUGCAUCUUAUCAAUUAGUACAUGAGGUGUUGUAA